Aspergillus puulaauensis is the source of this 489-nucleotide messenger RNA. RefSeq names its product PLAC8 family protein. The record is from RefSeq and is a predicted model, not a curated record. The transcript is spliced from 3 exons. NCBI's taxonomy places the organism in Eukaryota, Fungi, Ascomycota, Eurotiomycetes, Eurotiales, Aspergillaceae. The coding region runs from base 1 to 489 and encodes 162 amino acids.
AUGGCCGAAUCUAGCAAUACACCUCUGGCGUCUUCGGGCCGGAACUGGUCGUACUCCUUCUGGGAGUUCUGGAAUCCCAUUGACACCUGCCUCAUGGCAUGGUGCUGCCCAUGCUUCCUCUUCGGCAAAACCCAAGCACGCCUCGAAGACCCAACCCUGGCCAACUACAGCCCCGUCAACGACAACUGCCUUAUCUUCUGCGGCCUCAACUGCUUCGGCGCCAGCUUCCUCAUCCAAACCAAAAAACGCGACGAAAUGCGCCAGAAGCUUGGCAUCAGCGAGACACACCUCGAGGAGCUGCUGAAGAUGGAGAAGGGCGAUAUCAAGAAGAAGCACGGGGUUGAGGAAGCGCUGGUCGAGGACUGCCUGGCUAGUUUCUGGUGUCCGUGCUGUACGCUCGUGCAGGCGGAGAAGGAGGCUGCCAGGGUUAAAGUUGGGGAGGUUGAGGCGACGGGGUAUAAGAAAACGCAGGGGAUGCAGUAUCCUUAG